AUGUCUUCGACUAUCACCCCCUUCGACCCGACCUCGCAGAACAUCACCGUCCUCUUGGCUGAUGGCGUCAACUCCGUCAAUAUUACGAUUGCCGCACUGGAUCAAUUCUUCAUCUACAAUUGCCGGCUUUGUAUCAACUAUGCCGCCCAGCUCGGUGCGUGCUUGAUCAUGCUGAUCAUCACAGCCGUUCUCACCAAGGAAUCGAAGCGUACCAAACCUGUCUUCGUCCUGAACGUCCUUUCCCUAGUCUUCGGCUUCUUUCGUGCACUCUUUCUCGCUCUUUACUGCGUCAGCCCUUGGGUCGAGCUUUGGGCCUAUUCGACCUCUGAUUACAGUCGAGUUCCGAAAUCUGCAUAUGGCACUAGCAUCCUAGGCACGGUUUUGCCUCUCUUCCUGACUGCCACGGUCGAUGCCUCUUUAGUCCUCCAGGCCCAUACUGUCAGCAAGGUCAUGAAGAGAAAGCAUUACUACGCAGUCACCGCGGUCUCUUGCUUGGUCUAUUUAUUCGCCGUUAGCUUCCGCUUCGCUGAGGCUGUAACCAACUCCAGAGCUAUCAUGUCUGAUGGCUCUUACUUUGCCGAAGCUUGGAUCACAACCGCGACUUUAGCAACCGAGACAAUUGCCAUCUGGUACUUCUCAGUUAUCUUCACCGGCAAGCUCGUAUGGACUAUCAAGAUGCGCAAGAAUAUGGGUUUCCAAAAGUGGAGCUACAUGCAGAUUCUUGCUGCUAUGGGUGGUUGCACAAUGAUCAUUCCUUCUCUCUUUACUAUCCUCGAAUGGGUCACUCCAUCAGAUUUUCCCGAGGCUGGUACGUUGGCUAUGACAAUGGUUGCACUCCUCCUCCCUCUGUCCUCCCUCUGGGCAUCGAUGUCCACAACCGAUCGCUCCGCUUCUUUCAAUCUAUCAACGCUCUGGGCUUCUAGACAGUCUCAAGAAGAUAUGGAGAAGAAUUUCGGCAGCCAGUACACGGGCCCUUCGCAUACCCAAUACUCAACCGAUAGAAAGGAGAGCACUGCUCCGAUCAGCCCAAGCGCAAACAUUGCUGUUGUCGAACACACCCCUGUCAAGUCCUCACGAGACAGCACCGAAAUCGAUUUGGAGCUGAUGGGUGUUCGGGUUGAUCGAUCUUACGAUGUCCACAGUGAUAGGAUCUCGGGCUACUGACUUGGUGG
Mollisia scopiformis is the source of this 1172-nucleotide messenger RNA. RefSeq names its product G protein-like protein-coupled receptor : STE2. The transcript has 2 exons. Gene Ontology annotation, biological process: G protein-coupled receptor signaling pathway. Bases 1 to 1164 code for a protein of 387 amino acids. NCBI's taxonomy places the organism in Eukaryota, Fungi, Ascomycota, Leotiomycetes, Helotiales, Mollisiaceae. Gene Ontology annotation, cellular component: membrane; G protein-coupled receptor homodimeric complex. The record is from RefSeq and is a predicted model, not a curated record. Gene Ontology annotation, molecular function: pheromone binding; mating-type factor pheromone receptor activity.